Messenger RNA from Trichoderma gamsii, 912 nucleotides. RefSeq lists its product as hypothetical. The coding region runs from base 1 to 912 and encodes 303 amino acids. The record is from RefSeq and is a predicted model, not a curated record. The transcript has a single exon. Lineage: Eukaryota; Fungi; Ascomycota; Sordariomycetes; Hypocreales; Hypocreaceae.
AUGUUUCCACCAUACUCCAUUCUUUAUCGACAUCCGGCGGCGCAGCUCGACAUUCCACGCCAGAAGCCAAGCACUCGUCCCCCACAGUUUCGGGUAGAAUCCGGUGAUCCUGUCAUGAAAGCCAUCUAUUACGCCAAUAUGGACAGCGAGUCUAGUGAAGCAGCAAGAGGGCCAAGAAUUCGAAUCCCUUUCAUCUGCGCCGCGAACGAGCGGCGUCCAGGGGGAGACUGGGAAACCGGCUGCUCUGGCUAUGAAGAGAAGCUGUGCCGACGAAGCAACCUCUCUGCCACGCUAGGCAGCCCCUGGCCUGCGACCGGAGAGGUCUCCAACUAUCCUAUCCCAUCUGUUGGAGCUAUUCUCUCAGACUCGGUUGUUGUAUGCCGUGGGCCUCACGAUCGCUACGAGCCACUUGAUCGCUGGUACGAUCUGCCAGUCAUCUCCGUUCCGCCAACACGCUGGCCCAAGCUUAAAGAGAAUGGAACUAAGUAUUCGUUCUCGGAAGAGCGGGACAUGAUACGAGAAAAGAUCCGAGGCGCCCUUCGCAUUUGCUUAUACAACAACUACGAUCGAGUCGUGAUUGGCGAUUUCGGCCUCGGCAAUGGUUAUCGCAACCCACCCAAGGAACUUGCGGAAAUUUGGCGGGAUAUUUUCCUAUUUGACCCUGAUCUCCGUGGGCAGUUCUCCUACGUUGUCUUUGUCUUUGAAGAUCCCACGCAGAACACGACUCGCUUGAUCCAUGAAGAAAUGGCCAAGAAAGACCGGAAGGGUAGCAGCAUUACAAAGACAAAGGUGCCCCAUGGCCUCGGCGCUACUGAUAUAGACAUCUUUGGGCAUACUUUUGACCCUGAGGAGAUUGAGCGUGUUCUUUGCCGGCCAGAUCCCCGUUACGGCCUUGACAUGAUUACUUCAUGA